AUGGAAUCUCCCGACCACGACACAGGCGACCUUGGAGACUUGCCGAAGCAGCCUCGACCACUGCCUUCCGACCUUCCUACUUCACUAGAUGACCGAAGAAGUGUCCACAUUAGGAACGAUGAGAUGGAGAUCUACGAUGCAUGGCAGGGCUCGUCGCAGUUUCUCACUACACCCAUGCCAGCUCGCCCUCUCAGCUUCAACCUCUCGCUCGACGACGCGGCCUUCGCCGACGAGGACAUGCAGCAGCUCGAGGACAGCGACAGUCGCUUAGUGCAGAUGCUUGCCCACCAGGCGCGGUUGAAGAACGACAACGCAGGCGAUGAAGCGAAAGUAGUCGCCGACGACAAACUAUCCCACGAGGAGAAGAAAGAGGCGUUGCAGGGCUUAUUCACACUGGCAGCAUCCAACGGCGAGCUGGAGCGCGUCAAACGGCUGCUGGACGGGAACGCCAAGGAGUACAUCAACAUAAAUGGCGUCGACGCAGAAGGGACGCCGCCACUAGUCUACGCAAGCUGUUUUGGGCAUGAGGAUGUCGCUGCGGCACUGAUCCAGCAGGGCGCUACAGUGGACAUGCAAGAUAAGAAUCGCUGGACACCGUUAAUGUGGGCGAUGACAAAUAGACACAAGGGCAUCGUCAAACUCCUGCUAGAUCAUGGGGCCUCGACAGAUGUCAAAUCAUCAGGCGGUAGGACGGCCUUUGAUUUUGUUGAGCCCAACAGCGAGAUCUCCGACUAUCUGCACGAAAGUGGCUACGCCAUCGGCAACGCAGGCGUAGGAGACGACUGGUACAAUUCAGGCUUGUCACAAGAUCGCUUCGAGCAGGAAAUGCAAGAGAACGACAUGAAGCGCCGAAUGAUGAUGGAGAGUGCCUUCAACUUGGAGGUCGAUAUUGGGAAUCUGGGUCUCGACGAACAGCCAGAGCCACCCGAUGAGCCAGAAGAGGAAGCUCAAGAAUUCGUCUGGGACCGUUGUCUGCAUGAUCAGAUGUUUGUCUUUCAAGAAAGCGAACUGGAACGUAUACUCGACAUAAUCAUCACAAAUAUGACGCCACAGCGCUCUCCGUCGCAAAAACCGGUUCCUGCAAACAUACUAUUUCUCAGCGCUCGCUACGCGCAUUAUCAUGCCAACCCGGAGCUCUUGGAGACCUUACUCGUAUCUGCGAUGAAUAAGAUUAACGAUGUUGUCGAAAGAUAUCAGUGGGACAUGACAGUGUUGGCCUUUUGGAUGUCGAAUGCUACUUUACUCCUGCAUUAUCUCAAGAAAGACCCUGGAACAAUGAGAGCAACCAACGAGUUCCAACUGCAAAUGGCGGAACUCAUCAAUGAAAUUUUCAUCUUGAUUAUCCGAGAUGCAGAACGCAGGAUGGACAAGAAUUUAGACCAGGCUAUGCUCGAUCAUGAACCGAUGCCUGGCUUUGAGGAUGUGCAUUUUCAGCACGAGUGGAAGAUUUUCCGCUCGAAGCCAAAAGCGAAACCCCUGGAGCCGAUUGAGAAACGCUUCCGUCCGCCGUCACCAAAACGCAGAGCACUCCCGUCGCCCCGAAAUAUCACCUCCCUUCUCUCCUCGACACUAUUCGUCCUCGAUCUAUACGAUGUGCACUCUGUCAUCACAGCUCAAGUACUGUCACAGUUAAUAUACUGGCUCUCCACAGAGAUCUUCAACCGCAUCAUGUCGAACCGGAAGUAUUUGGCUCGGACAAAGGCCAUGCAGAUACGCAUGAACAUAUCGACGCUUGAGGAUUGGGCCCGCUCGAACAACCGACAACCGGAGCACUUUGAAAACGGAUCCAUGACCUCAACCGGUGAGAACACCGUAGAGUCUACGAAACGCCAUCUUGAGCCCCUAGUACAACUUCUUCAAUGGCUUCAGUGUUUCUCUUCACUGGGCGAGGAUUUGGAGUCGCUUGUGGGAACAUUGCAGCAGCUGACGCGACUCUCGCCUCAACAACUUCUGCACACGGCCAAAUACUACAGGCCAGAAGUCGGUGAGAAGAGUCUUUCGAAGAGCGCAUCGAAGUACAUCAUGCACCUACAGAAGGCCGCUGCGGACCGGAAAGCUGCGCGCGCAAGGUCACCUAAUCCACCGCAAAAGUCAUUAGACUCUACACCUUCCACACCUGUCAGGCCCACAUCACAAAAGAUGACUUCGCCUUCCCCCGCGCACAUGCGUUUAUCUGACGACGAAGAGAAAGAUGAUCCGCCUGACGAACUCCUGCUAGACCCUUCGUACAUGUUGCCGUUUUCAUUGCCAACCUCGACCGACAUGCUUGUCAGCUAUGGCGCUGGUUUCGGAGGUAUGAACAGAGAACGAGAGCGGAAAUACAUCCCGACCGUCCCUCCUGAAUUCAUGGCCAAAUUAGAUCUCAACGGCGGCAACAAGAACGGCGGCGGAGGGUACUAUCAGGAUACUCAGUGGAAUGAUCCAAGCUACGGGUGA
Messenger RNA from Cucurbitaria berberidis CBS 394.84, 2436 nucleotides. RefSeq lists its product as uncharacterized. The record is from RefSeq and is a predicted model, not a curated record. The transcript has 3 exons. Lineage: Eukaryota; Fungi; Ascomycota; Dothideomycetes; Pleosporales; Cucurbitariaceae. Gene Ontology annotation, molecular function: GTPase binding. Bases 1 to 2436 code for a protein of 811 amino acids.